This is a messenger RNA of Chenopodium quinoa (quinoa), 2556 nucleotides long. RefSeq names its product protein FLOWERING LOCUS T-like. The record is from RefSeq and is a predicted model, not a curated record. Bases 1718 to 2260 code for a protein of 180 amino acids. Lineage: Eukaryota; Viridiplantae; Streptophyta; Magnoliopsida; Caryophyllales; Amaranthaceae. The transcript has 4 exons.
UUUUCUAAACAAUCAUGCCCAGAAACUAGAAUGAACUAAACAAAAAUGUGCAGCUGUGCCCGCCUUAGCAACAAGCCUCAUUAACAUGCACCUGCUUCGCUUCAAGAUCCACCCGCUCGGACAAGCCGCCCGUGCCCGCCUUAGCUAAGCCCACUCGAUCGGCUGGUUCGGCUCCAGCUUCGCUCUUGCUCCAACAAAGGAUAUUACAAAGUUAACAUGUAAUACUCAUCAGGUGUACACUUUUUUUUUUCUUUUUUUUUUUUUUUUUUUUUUGGGCUAUGAUGUACUCAUUUAAGAUAGUCAUUAAUUAUACGGAGUAUAUUUUUUGUUCGAGCAGAAUGAUUAAAUUGCAACUUUAUACAUGUUUUUACCCGCCAUUAAUUAACGAUGAUGGUUAAUCGAUAAAUUAGUAUGAAAGUAAGUUUGCUAGGAGUCCUAAAUUAAGACCCAACAUUGUUGUCAAUUUUUCAAACUUAUGAUUAGAUUCAAUAAAUCACUUUCCACUACCCAAAUUAAUACCAAAAAAAAAAAAAAAAAAAUCAAUAAUAUGAGAAUUCUCAAAAAUAAGAAUUCUCUUUCUCUUCUUUGAGUUUCACAAAUUUAAAAACUCUCUCAAUUUGUGGGAGGUUAUUUAGUACGGCACACAAGCCGCACAUAAUCUAUCCUAUGCAAUCGUCUUAUCGUUGACAAAGUGCAACGUGAUGCAUUAAUCAACUACUUCGUACUUUACAUCCUUGGAUCAUAGAUAGAUUAAGUUGGUAUUUUGAAAUAGAUAUUGGUUAUUGGGUGUUUUACUUGGGUUUGACCAACUAUUUGUUUUGGCAUAAGUCGUUAGACUAAAUUAUUUAGUUUUAGUUAUUUUUAUUAUUGUUACUAUUACUAUGGUUGUUCAUUAAAAAAAAAACUCACUCUUUUACUUUUCAAGUAGUCCUUUUAAACCAAUUGUCAAACACUAUCUAAAUGUUGUAUAGGUGUAAAGAUCAUAUAAAAUGACACAUCUGCCCAUAUUCGAAUAAACAAUAUAAGUUGAAAAAGGGGUAAGAUUUGGCAUAAAACUUUAUCUUUUAACACUUUAUAUUUUGAUUAUAAGGAUGAGACUGCAUAAAUAUUGUAAAAAACAACAUGUAUCUAGAAAAAAAAAAUUAAAACAAACUUUAAUUUUGAGGGGGGGGGGGGUAGGUUAUGUAAUUUUAGUACAUACCACCAAAAGAAAAUGGUAUUCUAGUUUUCUCUUGUGACUGACCACCAAAUACAACACAACCGUUAUAUGGUAAAUUUUUUAAAUAAAAGAUCGAGAAGAUCAUAUAUAGUUACGUUUACAUUUUUAAUUGAGGAGAUAAAAAAACAAACCUUAAUAAAGUCGAGCUUUUUUAUUAGAACCUCCGCAUGUUUAUUUAGGUUUCUGAACCGACUUAAAUUCUACUAAGAAGAAUCUAUCACAGCUGGUCCAUCACUUACAAUUUAUGGAAAGUAAGUGGACCUUAGUAUUUUGAUAGACAGUAAGAGUUAUGCUGAAAACUACCUAGAUAUAGUUUACUAAUUGAUGGAACAUCCCAACAUGAAAAGCUAAGCUAAGGUAAGAUAAAAAAAAACAGUAUAUAAGUGUACACUUGGAUGACUUAUUUUGUCCAAGUUCAUAAUUUCUCUACAUAUAUACUUAGGUAGUCAGCUAGCUUAUUAUAUAAGUUAAAGUGAGGAUAUAAGUAUAUAACUAAUAAUGCCUAGAACAGCUUCAACAAGUGCACCAAGAGAUCCAUUAGAAAUAGGUCGCGUUAUUGGAGAUGUAUUGGAUCCUUUCAACAGGUCUGUAACUCUCCGAGUCAGCUAUAACAAUCGUAUUGUUACUACUGGAGGUGAGUUUAGGCCCUCUCAAGUUGAUAGUCAGCCUAGGGUCGAGGUUGGAGGCGAUGACCUUAGGACUUUCUACACCUUGGUAAUGGUAGAUCCUGAUGCUCCUAGCCCAAGUAACCCACAUCUUAGGGAGUAUUUGCACUGGCUGGUGACUGAUAUUCCUGGGACCACUGGAGCAACCUUUGGUCAAGAGGUGGUUUGUUAUGAGAGCCCACGGCCAUCCCAGGGAAUACAUCGAUUCGUGUUCGUAUUGUUUCAACAACUCGGAAGGCAAACUGUUUAUGCUCCCGGGUGGCGCCCGAAUUUCAUCACAAGAGACUUUGCUGAACUCUACAACCUUGGCUUACCAGUUGCUGCUGUCUAUUUCAAUUGUCAAAGGGAAGGAGGUUGUGGUGGAAGGAGGUUGUAAAAACCACAUUAUAUUGACCUCUCUAAUGCUUCUCCUGCAACUUACUCGUUUAUUUUGCACCGAUGAAGACAUUUGAAGACACACCUUUAAUUUUAAUGAUGAUCUAUUCUACAUUUAUAUAAAUAAUACAAUGGUCGGUCUACAAUAUUAUGUACCCUCGAUUUAAUCACAUAUUUGCCUAAUUUUUAUUUUGUGAAUUGUAAUAAAUCACAAUAACAAAAUAGGCAAAAUUAUUCUAUGGAAAGUGUAAUCGUUACAGUACAGAGUAACAUUUAUCAUAUGCAAUAGUUAUUAUC